This is a messenger RNA of Staurois parvus, 471 nucleotides long. The record is from the annotation of a GenBank genome assembly. NCBI's taxonomy places the organism in Eukaryota, Metazoa, Chordata, Amphibia, Anura, Ranidae.
AGGCAUCAGGUCAUUUGGCUCGCCAGCGGGCUCCACGUCAUCUGGCAAGGCAGUGGGCACCGAGUCACCAGGCACGAGAGUGGGGUCCGAGUCAACUGGCAUGACCGCGGGCACUGGGUCAGACAUUGGAUCGUCUGGCCCGACAGUGGGCUCCGAGUCACCAGGCAUGACCGCGGGCACUGGGUCAGACAUUGGAUCGUCUGGCUCGACAGCGGGCACUGGGUCAUCAGGCAUUGGAUCGUCUGGCUCGACGGCGGGCAUCGGGUCACCAGGCAUCACAUCGUCUGGCAAGGCUGCGGGCACCGAGUCGUCUGGCAAGGCUGCGGGCACAGAGUCGUCUGGCAAGGCUGCGGGCACAGAGUCGUCUGGCAAGGCUGCGGGCACAGAGUCGUCUGGCAAGGCUGCGGGCACAGAGUCGUCUGGCAAGGCUGCGGGCACAGAGUCGUCUGGCAAGGCUGCGGGCACAGAGUC